Oryzias latipes (Japanese medaka) is the source of this 1278-nucleotide messenger RNA. Its product is annotated as ZPB domain containing protein. The record is from RefSeq and is marked provisional. Gene Ontology annotation, cellular component: egg coat. NCBI's taxonomy places the organism in Eukaryota, Metazoa, Chordata, Actinopteri, Beloniformes, Adrianichthyidae. Gene Ontology annotation, molecular function: acrosin binding; structural constituent of egg coat. Gene Ontology annotation, biological process: binding of sperm to zona pellucida; prevention of polyspermy.
AGUUUGUAGUCACUAACACCAUAAUGGGGUUUGGCAAGUGGUUGUUUGGUGUUGUGAUUUUGGCUUGUGGUGCGUCAGCACAAAACCACUGGAUACCACAGAAACACCAGCCCCUGUUUCCUCAUCAAGCGCAGCCACAGGUCACUACUUUUGAUAAGUGCAAUGUGGAGGAGGGUGACAAGAUUGAAUGUGGGACUUCGGAUAUCACUGUGGAGCAGUGUGAAAAAAUCAACUGCUGCUUUGACGGGUGGAAGUGUCACUAUGGAAAAGGAGUGACUGUGCAGUGUACCAGGGAUGGUCAGUUUGUGGUGGUUGUUGCCAAAGACACCACUGUGCCUCCCAUUGAUGUGAACUCGAUCAGUCUGCUGGAGUCCAAUGGUGACUUCUGUGGUCCAGUUGACAGCACCUCAGCCUUUGCCAUUUUUCAGUUUCCUGUGACUGCAUGUGGUACUACACUCAAGGACGAUGAAAACUACAUUGUCUAUGAAAACCACAUGUCUUCAUCAUAUGAAGUAGGAGUUGGACCCAGAGGAUCAAUCACAAGAGACAGUCAUUUUGAGUUGUUGUUCAUGUGCAAGUACUCUGGCUCAGCUGUGGAAGCUCUUAUCUUGGAGGUCAACCCUGUUCCUGCUCCUCAACCAGUUGCAGCUCUGGGACCCCUGAGAGUGGAGCUCAGACUGGCAAAUGGACAAUGUCUCGCAAAGGGUUGCGUAGAAGAAGAGGAAGCAUACAACUCAUUCUACAACCCAGCUGAAUAUCCGGUAACCAAAGUGUUGAGGCAACCAGUUUAUGUUGAGGUCAGGGUGCUUGGAAGGUCUGACCCAAACAUUGUCCUAAACCUUGAUCACUGUUGGGCCACUGCAACCCCAAAUCCCCAAAGUGUUCCCCAGUGGGACCUCCUUGUUGAUGGGUGCCCUUACCAGGAUGACAGAUACUCAACGAUAUUGGUUCCAGUGGAUAGCUCUUCUGGCCUUGAGUACCCAACUCAUUACAAACGGUUCAUCAGCAAGAUGUUUGCAUUUGUGGUUCCAGAAAUAUAUACUCCCCAGGAGACGGUGUACAUCCACUGUGCCACAGCUGUGUGCUACCCAAGUAGCACAAACUCCUGUGAACAACGCUGUCAUCGUCAGCGAAGAGCUGCGGUAAAGAUUCCUUCAAGUCAGAAGGCUCUGGUCUCCAGUGGUAAAGUGAUCCUGAUCAAGAGUCCUGCAUUUCACUUGAAAAGUUAAAAUUGCUCUUGGCCAUCUGUUUUAAUAAAGCUUGUCAAAGCUCAUGCUC